AUGUUUUUCUUCAUUUUCAGAUAUCUGUGCACGUAUAUUUCUCUCUUUUCUCCCCCAGUUGCUCUGCAUGCUUGGGUUCCCGUGACUCUCUGUUGCUCUAUAUCAAUGUCAGAACCCCCCCCCGGCUCAGUUGAUCCCUUACACUACCUCUUCCCAAACCUCCAUAUUGCAGCACUAAGAAUUUGCUGUACCCCUGGAAGGGUAGCUGAUCGGGUACUAUGCCUUGCCAAAGGUGAUAUACAUAUCUCUUCUUUCACUGUUACCGUCACUUUUAAAUUAGUCAUUGACUUCGUUCACUCCUGCUUUUUAUUUCAUCUUCCUUCCUUGCUUCCUUAUUUCCUUUCUUCCUCUAUUUUCCCUUCAUUCUUUCUUCUAAAUAUUCCUCUCUUCCUCCCUCUGUUCUAUUCUAUCUUUCUUUCUUUCUUUCUUUCUUUCUUUCUUUCUUUCUUUUCUUUCUUUCUCAACCUCCCUUUAUUGUUUCCUUUCUAUCUUCUUUUCUCCCUUUAUUCCCCCGUUCUUUUAGUUUGUUUUCUUUCUCUCUUUCUUUCUUUUUCUUUUCUUUCUUCGUCCCUCCCUUAUUUCCUUUAUCCCUUCUUUCCUCCAUUUAUUCCCCGUUGUUUUUUCUUCGACUUCCUUCCUUUUUUCUUUCUUUCUUUGCCCCUUUCUUGUUUCCUUUCUUUCCUCCCUCCCUUUAUUCCUCCAUUCUUUUCUAGUCUUUUCUUUCCUUCCUUCCUUCUUUCUUUCUUUCUUUUUUCUUUCUUUCUUCUUUUUUCAUUUCUUUCUUUCUUUUCUUUACUUUUCUUUCCUUCCUGCUCAUUUUUUUCCUUUUUCCUUUCAAUCGGCCUCCUCCCAUUUUUCUUCUUUCUUAUCUUUCCUUUUUCUCCCUAG
Messenger RNA from Acanthosepion pharaonis, 888 nucleotides. The record is from the annotation of a GenBank genome assembly. Lineage: Eukaryota; Metazoa; Mollusca; Cephalopoda; Sepiida; Sepiidae.